This is a messenger RNA of Dufourea novaeangliae, 709 nucleotides long. It is a transcript of the gene Det, whose product is annotated as baculoviral IAP repeat-containing protein 5. Bases 157 to 609 code for a protein of 150 amino acids. NCBI's taxonomy places the organism in Eukaryota, Metazoa, Arthropoda, Insecta, Hymenoptera, Halictidae. The record is from RefSeq and is a predicted model, not a curated record. The transcript has 4 exons.
CAACGAUCAUACUGGAUCAUAUUUGUAUGAGCACAGAUAAGUACAGAUAUUAGGUAUCUUAGCGCGCCAAAUACGGGGUGAACCAAGUUUUCCAAGUGUUGCUACUUUACUUUACAUAUCUUUUCGAGAGGAAUUCAACACUUUGUCUGAGAGAUCAUGGAUUUAUUACCAGAGUCGACUUCAACGUUUUGGAAAGCCGGCAGAUUACAAACGUUUCAACACUGGCCCUUUCAGUCGUCUGAUAAUUCCUGCAAUCCUGAACGAAUGGCUGCCGCUGGAUUUCUUGCCGUUGGCGGCAAAGAUGAACCAGAUUUGGUCGAAUGUUUCGUUUGUUCGAAACAGCUCGAUGGUUGGGAUCCAGACGACGAUCCAUGGGCCGAACAUAGAAAACACCAGUCGCAAUGCCCAUUUGUAAAACUAGGCAAACCCAACGAAGCUUCAUGGACCGUGCAUGAUCUGUUUGAUUUAUUUAAAAAGUAUACAGUAAAAGAAUGCACGCACAAAUUGGACAAUGUUAAAGCUAGAGCAAAAGACGAAAGUGCAAGAGGCGCAAGCGAAAUACCUCAAAUUUAUAAAGGCUUGAGGAAAAGUAACAAGGGAUCGAGUUAAUGUUAGGUAUUAAUCAGUUUUUCUUUGUAUCUUUUUCUCCGAGUCUCGUUAUUAACGCUGUUAUCGUUUUAUUUUGGAAUAAAAUCUGACCACUUUCUUA